Lachancea nothofagi CBS 11611 is the source of this 1500-nucleotide messenger RNA. Lineage: Eukaryota; Fungi; Ascomycota; Saccharomycetes; Saccharomycetales; Saccharomycetaceae. The record is from the annotation of a GenBank genome assembly.
AUGCGAAUAGGUCGCUAUCUUCUAACUCAAAUACUUAGAAUGAAUAACGCCACUAGUUCUACAGUCCCCACGACUGUUUUCAAGUUUCAACCGCCUGUCAACAGAAACAUGCAUGCACUGGAUAGAUCUUUCUUCGUUACGAAGGUGCCUAUGGUUGUAGUGCACUUCCCAGAUCCCAAAAAUAUUAGUGCCUUCUCGGCCAAAUUUAAAGAAGAAGUGCUGAAGCUGCCUCGGAUAUCGAGAGUUGUGAAACUAGAAGACAAGCAUGCUAAAGGCGAGGAACCACCGCUAAAAAAGUCCAACUUAAACAAUGACAAUCAUCUCAGGAAGGGCGUGUUGCUUAAGGACUCCGUGACGCAGGUGGACCAAGUGCCAGAGAUGGUUUCUGCCGAUGCGCUGCAGUUUAUGAAAGACAACCAAGCCAUCGUGGAGCCGUACGAAUGUGUGCUGGACUACUCGUUCUGGAAAACAGAUGAAAUUUUCCGGGCUAUCUUACCAGAGGGAUUUCUGGAAGAAGUUCCUUCCGGAUUCACAGCAACAGGUCACAUCGCUCACAUCAAUUUGAGAAAUGAGUUUAAGCCAUACGGGCCGCUCAUUGGGCAAGUUAUCCUCGACAAAAACAGCAAGAUUGAGACCGUAGUGGACAAAGUCGAUUCCAUUGCUACUAAGUUCAGAACGUUCCACAUGCAGGUACUUGCAGGAAAAAACGACUUGGUCGUGGAACAACGCGAAUCCAAUUGUAAGUUCAAGUUCGAUUUUAGUAAAGUGUACUGGAAUUCGAGGCUCCAUACCGAACAUGACCGGUUGAUCAAAAAAUUCCAACCGGGACAAUGCGUCGGCGAUGUGUUCGCCGGAGUUGGACCUUUUGCCGUGCCAGCGGGUAAGAAAAAAGUCAUAGUUCUUGCCAAUGACUUGAAUCCUGAGAGCUACAAGUACAUGGUAGACAACAUAGAAGAAAACAAGGUUGGGUCUUUUGUAAAGCCCUCGAACUUGGACGGUCGUGAGUUCAUAAGAGAGAGCCCACGUCUGUUGGCAGAAUGGUUUAGGAAAAACGGUGGACAGGUCAUUAUUCCGGGCGGAAAAAGAUACAAAGACCAAAAAACCGGAGAAACCAAGAGAACCGAGUCCCAGACAAUACCCAUUCCGCAGUUCUAUCAUCACUACGUUAUGAAUUUGCCUGACAGCGCGCUGACGUUUUUGGACGAAUUUGUGGGUCUAUAUUCGCGGUUCCCAGAUGUGAUUGAAAACGUGAAAAAGCUGCCAGACUUCGAUGCGCCCUGGAUCCAUUGCCACUGUUUCGAGAAAUACGAUGCUGAAGAGAGACCGGAGCCCACUAUGAGCGAUUUGCAUCGGAGACUGCACGCGAGAGUCAAACAGAUCAUGAAAGUGGACGACACGGUACUGCCGUUCGAGCAGCUGCAGUUCCAUCUCGUGCGGAAAGUGGCCCCCACAAAACCCAUGUUCUGCGUGAGCUUCAAGCUCCCCGACGAGCUGUUGUGA